AACAAAUCAAAUAUUUGAUGCAUCACCUUUAGCACAUAGGUUGAUCAAAAUACUAGUUUAUUGGUUAGAACCUGAUUUUAGCAUUCCAUCGUGAUUUUAGUCGACAAAUAGACUGCGACCUCUUUUUUUUUCUACAGCUUGAAAUUUUAGUAUGGCUUAUGUGAGAUAUUUAGGAAAACCACAAUAAAAUCCAAAAACUAAAAACUCCCAUAAAGAUGCUCCCGAUGGCGUCAACUGCUCACCUCAAUCUCGCACUUUACCACCCUACAUUCCGUAUUUACGCACACGUCCCCAGCAUUUUACCCAAAACAAGUAAUGAACUUUUUACGGAGAAAAUUCGACGCCAUGUAAUUUUACACGCCUAACCUAACUGAUUAUCACAACACGAAAAAGUGAAAACCGUUAACGGAGAUAUGAUGCCACAACUUUUCAACGAACGGGAACACGACUUGGUGUUUGGGGCCCAAUAAUCCUGCCAAGAGAUAAAUGGAUGUGCUGAUAACAUUCUUCGUUUAAUGUAGAAGCGCGUUUCGAAAAAUUACUUUCCAGUUUCCGGUCUCCAUGCAUGUUAUGCAAAUAUGUACAGCUUUGUACAGGCCUGGUACCACUAUUCCAAUCUGACGUCAACGCCUAAGAAAGAUUUCCCUCAAACUUCCGCGGUAAACAAGACUGAGCGUGGAUAAUUUCGGCCGGAAGGGUCUUUAUUUUAAAUCGUGGAAAAAUAAAGCUGAAACGAACAAAUAAAAAUCGUCAAGUCUUAAUAAUGGAACCCGGAUGGAAACCCUGGGUGGAGUCUGGAUAUAUGCGUUGGAACCGGAGAAUUGCCUUGCGGGUACAACAAAGAUUUCAUUCAAAUUCGGCCUGCUCUCUAAAGGAUAUUGCAGUCUUUCUUUGAACCGGCUCGUCCAGCUUCACUCGAUUGAGCAUGGGCGCUCAACCCUAGACGUCGAGGAAUGGAGAAACAAAAGCGAAAAUAGUCAUACGGGAUAUGGUGAACGGGGUCAUUCCGUCAGCUCACGUUUUGUAGACCCGCGCUUCGAAUGGGGACGUUCAGCGCACGCUGACCCCUUUCGAUCGUUUAAAGCUCAAACCUAUCCCGUCAACAAGAAAGAAAAAUACUAUAGUAGUCAAAGUCCACCGAAAUCGUCCCACAGGCCAAUUAGUAAUCAAAAUAUUCCACCGUUUGGCUAUCCAAUCUCCAGCAACUUCCCCCAGUUUUCGUGUAACAACGUCAUCAUUCCGAGCCUUUUGUUUUACUUGAAAAGUCCGUUUUAUCCGCAACCCUACCGUGAAAAUACCUUCUGCCGCUACGUCAUCAAAAAGGCGUUCAAUGUUUGCUCGUUGGAGUUGGAUUUUCGCGAUUUUUACUUGGAACCCACUGUGGAUUGUUCCAAGGACUGGCUUCUCAUCGGCGAUCGCAAGUAUUGUGGAUUUCAUCGCCCACGUAAAGUCAUCAUUUCGCUCAACUAUCUCCAUAAGGAUCAGGAUUUCGUGAUCGAGUUUCGUUCAGAUUCCUUCCUUCAGUUUCAUGGAUUCUACAUCGUCGGCCGACAACUUCCUUGUCAACCCAUUCCGCCUCAAAUUCGCUAUGUGGCGAAUCCGCCGAUUCCUCCAUUGCGAACUCACGUAACACCGCCGUUUCCACGCCCAGCCCAUCCUACUGGACCAUCUGGUCCUUUAUUGCCACCGACCGAUGUGGUUAAACGCCCAAAAAUAGAAACUCCUUUAACGCCGUUGCUCAAUAAAGUCCCGUCCAUCCCAAACACGCCAAGACCUCAUCCACCAUAUCCUCCACCAACGUACCCCCCUCAGCCGCCCAUUAUUCCACCUGUGCCAACAUUCACGCCUACCUCUACCACACCAUCAUCCACUUUGUGCGACCUUACAUUGACUACACCGCAAGGCCAAUUUCAAUCAACCAACUAUCCAGAAAAUUACGGGCCCAAUCUUUCAUGUGAACUGAGAUUUGUACCGUCCAACAAAAGCUUCUGCGUACUCGAACUGCAUUUCCAGGAUUUUUACUUGGAAGAAAGUAAAGGGUGCUUCAAAGACGCUCUGAUUAUCGGUGGCAAUCGGUAUUGCGGUACCUCGUUGACGGAUCAAAGACUGAGGAUCACUUUCGUCUCGGGAUCGUCCAUCAGCCUGCAGUUUGUAACUGAUUCAAAUGGAAGCUUCCGGGGAUUUGAUGGGCGAUAUAGGAUGAUGGCAUGUGAAGAAUUUUCAACUACCGAACCUCCCAACACAACACCACCAGGUGUCACUUGUGAUCGUGUCUUUAGCGAACUAGAGAACACAGUCACAAGCGUUAACUAUCCGUUGCCUUACUUGAAGAAUCUCGAUUGCAUCUACACGGUCGUCAAAUUGUCACCAGUUAUUGAGCAACUACUCAUUUCCUUUAUAGCCUUCGACUUGCAAAACAGCACAGAUUGCUCCAACGAUUAUUUGGAAAUCAGCGCCGAGAGAUACUGCGGCGUCCAAACUGGAUUGGUUUUACGAGUGCCGUUCGUGGGAGCCGAUCCAUUUGAAAUUCGUUUCCACUCGGAUGGAGCCGUCCAACAAACAGGCUUUAAAUUAAGCGUUGUUCUAAUUGAUCGACAAGUUAAAACUGCUCCUCCGGCUCCGUCUACUUCACCAUCGAGUUAUCUUUGUCAAACGAAAAUCUUCAGCGAAUCCAGCUUCCUGAUCAUUUCUCCGCAAUUCCCUCUUCUCUACUUGCCUGGUCAGGACUGUAACUACAAUGUCAUCCGAAGAUCGCAAGAUGUCUGCGGGCUUCAACUAAAAUUUAUUUUCUUCUCGCUUCCUGGAACGAUUAACACCAUUUGCGAAGAAGAUUAUCUAGAAAUAGAAAACUACCGAUUUUGUGGAGAUUUGUCGGGACAAACGAGCAGAAAAAUUCCAUUUUUGAGCUCCCAAGUUUCGAUUGUCUUUCACUCUGAUUCGGUCGACAAUGAAGCGCAAGGCUUUUCUAUUCAGGUCGUCCAGCUUACCGACUGCACUACGACUGUGACGGAGAUAACAGCGCUCCCAAUCAGAGUUGAAGAUUCGUCUUGUAAAAUUCCUCUUUUAACUAACGAGGUUGUCAACUCGACUGAGAUAGAAUCGCGGCAAAAUCAAGAGUGUGUGUACAUCAUAAAUCAAGAAGAAGACGCCUGUGGCGUUCAACUCCAUUUUAAGGAAUUUUACAUUACACCCUCGAUAAAUUGUAGUGAGAAUUACAUCGAGGUUGACAACAGGCACUUUUGUGGUCAGCAAUUGAACAACAUGAAAAUUGAUGUCAGAUUCCAUGUCGACGGUCAGCCAAUAUAUUUACCAUUUCGUAUUACGCAACAGCAAAAAUUUUUGUGGAACUUGAGCACUUCCUCAAUUAGCUGCGAAAAGAUACAGAGAAAGCAAUGCAGUUCAACAAUAUGGUCUUCGGAAAGCACAUUUAAAUACAGUGCGUUGUCAAGCUCAGAGAGAACUGAAUGCGAUUUUGUUAUUCGAAGAUGGAGCCGUCGAAUGUGUGGAUUACAAUUGGAUUUUUUUAAUUUCGAUAUCACCGAUGAAACUAAUUGUGAAUCAAACUACCUUGAUGUUGGCGGGAAACAACUAUGUGGAAAUAUGACAGGUCGCAAGACAUCGUACGAGUUUUCGCCGUCGGAAGAGAUGGUUUCCCUGAAACUGGUCCACACCAAUAAUGUCGAUUUAGAAAUCAGAGUCAAUCAAAUUCAAUGUCGUUAGAUUAUUACACACGAUUACACACACCGUUUUUUGUAAAGUAAAUAU
This is a messenger RNA of Daphnia pulicaria, 3765 nucleotides long. RefSeq names its product cubilin-like. The record is from RefSeq and is a predicted model, not a curated record. Gene Ontology annotation, molecular function: serine-type endopeptidase activity. The coding region runs from base 775 to 3720 and encodes 981 amino acids. The transcript is spliced from 16 exons. NCBI's taxonomy places the organism in Eukaryota, Metazoa, Arthropoda, Branchiopoda, Diplostraca, Daphniidae.